CAGCCUCCCCUCAACCCUACUGGGGCAACCUGAUGCCCCAGGAGCGGCAGAGCCCCCAGAAGACCGAGUUGGGAACGCCUCGGGAAACACAGUUUAGAAGACUGAAGAUCAGGAUGGGGUGUGUAAGGUCCAGGUUUACCCAGGAUGGUGGGAAGUUCUUCAAAAAAGAGUCUCAAACAAAUACCCAGGGCCCCCUGUAUGUACCAGAUCCAACAUCAUCUGGAAAAAAGGUGGUCAAUGGUUCCAGUGUCAAUCAGGCCAUUUCCUCUAAUGGCCUUGAGAAUGUGGACAUCACAGUUGUGGCCCUGUAUGAUUAUGAAGCCAUCCAUAGUGAGGACCUCAGCUUCCGGAAGGGCGACCAGAUGGUAGUCCUAGAAAAGUCUGGAGAGUGGUGGAAGGCUCGAUCCCUUAAAACCCGGAAGGAGGGCUAUAUCCCAAGUAACUAUGUGGCCCAAGUCAACUCACUGGAGACAGAGGAAUGGUUCUUCAAAGACAUCAGCCGUAAGGAUGCAGAACGUCACCUACUAGCACCUGGGAAUGUACUGGGCUCCUUCAUGAUUCGGGACAGUGAAACUACCAAAGGCAGCUAUUCCUUAUCGAUACGGGACUAUGACCUCCAGCACCAGGAUGCAGUGAAGCAUUAUAAGAUUCGGACCCUGGACAAUGGUGGUUUCUAUAUCUCCCCACGGAACACUUUCAGCACCCUGCAGGAUCUGGUGGCCCAUUACAAGAAAGGCAGUGAUGGCUUAUGCCAGAAACUAACAGUUCCCUGUGUGGUCCCCAAGCCCCAGAAACCCUGGGAGAAGGAUGCCUGGGAGAUCCCCAGGGAAUCCCUGAAGUUGGAGAAGAAACUGGGAGCUGGGCAAUUUGGAGAAGUCUGGAUGGCUACCUACAAUAAGCACACUAAAGUGGCAGUGAAGACCAUGAAGCCAGGGAGCAUGUCUGUGGAAGCCUUCUUGGCUGAGGCCAACUUGAUGAAGACUCUACAACAUGACAAGCUUGUGAAACUGCAUGCUGUGGUCACCAAGGAAGAGCCCAUCUACAUCAUCACUGAGUUCAUGGCAAAAGGAAGCCUGCUGGACUUUCUGAAAAGUGAUGAAGGCCGAAAACAACCCCUGCCAAAGCUCAUCGAUUUCUCAGCCCAGAUUGCUGAGGGAAUGGCUUUCAUUGAGGUGAGGAACUAUAUCCACCGAGAUCUAAGAGCAGCCAACAUCCUCGUCUCUUCAGCCCUGGUGUGUAAGAUUGCUGACUUUGGCCUGGCACGGCUCAUUGAGGACAACCUAUACAAUGCUCGAGAGGGAGCCAAGUUUCCCAUCAAGUGGACAGCUCCAGAGGCCAUCAAUUUUGGCUCCUUUACCAUCAAGUCAGAUGUGUGGUCCUUUGGAAUCCUGCUGAUGGAGAUUGUCACUUAUGGCAGGAUUCCCUAUCCAGGAAUGCCUAACCCUGAAGUGAUCCGUUCCCUGGAUCGAGGAUACCGGAUGCCUCGUCCAGACAACUGCCCAGAAGAGCUAUACAGCAUCAUGACUCACUGCUGGAUGAACAAACCUGAGGAUCGGCCUACAUUUGAGUAUCUCCAGAGUGUGCUGGAAGACUUCUAUACUGCCACUGAGAGCCAGUACCAAAAGCAGCCAUGAAGAUUAGCAUCCCAAGCAUUAUGACCAACUCUCGGGUUAUAUCAGCAUAGCAUUAUGUUGCUUUCAUGCACACUACCCAUGGCUAUAUUCAUCUUCAUAAUUCCCAUCUCCAUUUCAAGAGCUGAAUCUAGGCUUGGAAGUGGGGAAACCCAUGUUCUAGUUCUAGUACUAGUUCUGUCAUUAACUCAGUAGAUACUUGGACAAAUCAAUUGCCCUUUCUGGGUCUUCCUCUUUAAAGGGAAGGGGUUGGAUUGAAUGAUCUCUGAGGUCCCUCGCAGCUCUAACAUUCUAUGUUCUGUGUUCUAAGGUCCCUUCCAACUAUAACAUUUGAGAAUCUAAAAGCCCUUUGGGUUCUGGUAUUCUCUGAUUCCUCAGGAGACUGUUAGUCAAUAUUGCUAUUGACCAUUGACUGGGAUGGUUGUUAUUCCAGGUUUAGCCACAGCUUUGAGAGAUCUGGGUCAAAUGGACAAAUACAAGCACUAUGAAUACCACAGAAUUUAUGGAUAGAUAUACACUCCUCUUCUUCCAAUCCCCCAAAUCCAAGUUCCUAGUAGCUCACUGACCAAGAAAUUGGGAUGGAAACCUCCCAGAGACCAGAUCUGCUGAAAGAAAUGGGACUGCAUCUUUUUUUCCUCUAACCUUCCUUGUAAAGAGAGCUAGAGGUUAGGACAGUGUUAGGGAAAGAGUCUGAGAAUUUUUCCAAGCUAUUGCCUCAGAUCUGUGAGCCCUAGCCUCUCAUUAAAAAUUUCUCAAGAGAUGAGGCAUCUGGCCUCCUACCAGACCAAAUUAAGGCGUAAGAGAAAUUGUUUUGGCUUUCUCGUCAGGACUAGUGAGUGGUUGGCUAUACCCUCCUCAUUUCCUAUCCCAAAUUACUAUCCCAGUAUGGUUGUCAGAAACCCAUCUGUGGUGAAGGGGGUGCUAGGAUUGGUGGGAAGUGAUUUUGGAGGAGGUUGGCACAGGACAACCCCUGAAGGACAAGGGGAAUUGAAGAGGGUAAAAGAUGGGAACUAUGUGAGUUGGCCUUUUCCAGAUGUUUCUCCAGGUCCCCUGGCAGCCACUACCUCCAGAGACAGAGAUGGAAAGCUAAAGAUUUGCUUCCAAAUUGUCUCUCUCUUGAGAGGACUGAGGAGGAGACAGGAAAAAAGUAGAGGAAAAUGUAGUUAGCUUACAUCUUCCCUUCCUGUUUAUUUUUUUUUCUCCCAGGAGGAAAGAAUACAAAAACAGGCUCCAGGGGUUCCUAGGUCAGCCAGAGCACUUAGACCAUACAAUUAUGUGUGGUCACAUUCUCAGCCACAGCUUUCCCCAAGGCCUCACUAAAGUCCUGCCCCGGUUUGACUUUGCACUUCAGAGUUGGGUCUGUGGAUGUUAACAACAGGAGAUUUAAACCCAACUGCAGUCAGCUCUAUUUGGUUCUGUCUGAGGUGGACUUUCUUCAUUGUAAUGGCCACUGGGACACUUAAUGCCAGAAAACUAGUAUAUGGGUCAUUGAAUGGGACAAGGACUGGAUUCAGUCUCACAGAUGCGUCUAUACAGUCGUCAUCCUGAACCCUGGUUGCCCAGCUGGCAUAUUCCUGCUCUAAUCAUGAGAGAUAACUCAUAAAAGAAAGUGGACAGCCCAGUGUAGCCAAUACCUGCUAUGGAAAAAAAAACACUCAGAACACACUUCCUGUUGGUGGUGGGAUAGGGAUAUAAGCAUUGUGCACAAAGAAGAGUAGUACCUUAUCUGGAUGUCUCACUACAAAGUGUUAGUAAGUUUUUAAAAGCCUCUGAUUCAUUGAUUGUUCAGCAAACAGUUGAGGGCCUGCUAUGUUCAGGGCACUCUCUGCCUUUGGGGAUUGGUUCAUUUAGCCUAUAGUUGUUAAGUGUGCAGUGCACUAUGCCACACAUUUGUGUACAGAACACAAAGCGGAAGAAAUGAGGUUAGCUAAGAUAUAUUCCCAGUUCUCAAGGAACACACAAUCUACUAAGUAUGUAUGACACAAACCCAGAUACUUUUCAUACAUAAUGUUAAGUGAAAAUGCUAUGGAGAGCUUUAAAAAAGUGCUGUUGACCAAGAGGAUGAAGGAAGACUUCCUAGAGAUGGUGUAACUUGAACAGGUUUUAAAGGAUGGGUAGGAAUCCAAAAGGCCAAGAACAUUACAGGUACACAGGAUAGUCCAAGCAUAGAGGUGGCACAGACCCUGCCCUCAAUGAGUCUACAAUCUAAUUAGGGGGAAAUAGGGACACAAAUCACUAUGGUAGCAGGCAGGAUGAAAUAAUUGCAUUGGAAAGAUACAAGUAAAGGUUCAUGGAGUUAUGAGUUUGAGACUAAAAUGAAAAGGUUUUCUUUAUCUUUGACUCUUAUUGUGUUUUUUAAAAAAUAGGUUGGCCUCCCUCUUUCUCUAUUAAGCCCCUUCUUCCUAUCCUAUAACCUUCCCCAGGGCACUGAUACCACAGUAGGUCCUGUUCCUUGUCAUCUCUUUUAACUAUCAAUAAAGAGGUGUAAG
Dromiciops gliroides (monito del monte) is the source of this 4120-nucleotide messenger RNA. It is a transcript of the gene HCK, whose product is annotated as HCK proto-oncogene, Src family tyrosine kinase. Gene Ontology annotation, biological process: cell surface receptor protein tyrosine kinase signaling pathway; innate immune response; protein phosphorylation. Gene Ontology annotation, cellular component: extrinsic component of cytoplasmic side of plasma membrane. NCBI's taxonomy places the organism in Eukaryota, Metazoa, Chordata, Mammalia, Microbiotheria, Microbiotheriidae. The transcript has 13 exons. Bases 33 to 1634 code for a protein of 533 amino acids. The record is from RefSeq and is a predicted model, not a curated record. Gene Ontology annotation, molecular function: non-membrane spanning protein tyrosine kinase activity; signaling receptor binding; ATP binding.